UUCUUCUUCUCAUGUUGAAGUUGAAAAUGGAAACUCCGGGGGGAAAAAACCAACAAGCUGGAAUGAAUCCAGAAUUAAGUUGCCAUCCAACUACUUCCAAUUCAUGUACGACAAAAAAGAUGGCAAAGGCUUUUUAGUUAAAUGCCUCAUAUGCCACAAGACAAAAACAAAGUUUAAUAAAAAAGGCGAGAUUGAACUUCUGACCAUUACCAACAAUUCUGGCUACAAUGCCAAAAGGCACAUAAGAACAAUACACCCUACACACCUAACAGAAUUUAACUCUGCUUGGCAAAGAAGAAACCAAGAACCAAGCGAAGAAAGACAGUCAUCUAAUCCUGUUCAAGCUGGACUCUCUACCACGAGAAAAUUAAAAAAGGCUAAUCAGCCUUCUAUAAAGAAUCGUUUGGAUAGUUCUUGGAAGUAUAAGCAGAUUAGAACACAGGAAGAUUUGGACAAAGCUAUUCUGAACCACCUGAUUGCUGACCUCCUUCCUUUCAGUGAAGUCGAAAAGGAAGCAUUCAAGAACCUCAUUGGUGGAUUGUCUGGGCCACUUGUUAUAAGGAGUCGCCCCUUCAUGGUGGAACUAUUAAAGAAGACUUACAGCAAGAGUAAAGCAGAUUUGAUUUUUGAACUUGACAAAGCUGAUUAUGUCAGCACCACAGCAGACUGCUGCACUUCACGGCGACGUAGCUUUUUGGGAAUGGCAGUUCAUUGGAUGGGACAAGAUCUUGAUCGUCGCAGUGCGUGUUUGGGUGUUAGAUGAAUUUACGGUUCCCACACAUACAAUGUUGUUGGCAAGGCCAUAUCAGAUAUGCACACAGAAUUCAAGAUUUGCUCCAAAGUAAACUGCACCAUUACUGACAAUGGAUCGAACUUUUUAAAAGCCUUUGACAUGUUCAAACGACCUUCUUCACCUGAAAAAAACCCAGCCACUGAUGAAGAUAUGUCCCAUGACGAAGACGAGAAAGACGAUUUUGUAUUUAUUGAUAUAGGCGACAUUUUGAAUUGUGGACCAGAGGAGGUAGAUCUUGGUGACGCUGACGAUGACUUAUGCCUUAAAGAUCAUAUUCAUCUACCUCCCCACAUGAGAUGCAGCUGUCAUUCCCUGAAUUUGGUGGCCACAACUGAUGUGAAGAAUAUUGACAGUGUACGGUUUCAAAAAUUGAAGAGCAGUGUGGAUGCAAAGCUUACGGCAAUCUGGAAUAAACAGAGCCGUUCCUCCUUAGCAUCCGAUUUCAUCAAAGCUACAAUGGGCGAACUUUUCGUGAUCUACAACGCCACAAGAUAAGAAAUUGGAAUUUGCAUUGUAUUGAAAUUAUUGAUAAAUUGCUGAUAUACUGAUUAUCUAUUCUAGGUGGAACAGCUAUUUUGAUGCUUUGGUUAAAGUGGAAAGCUUUUUGACGAAAAAUAGAGAUAACCUUGCUAUUGCCUUUGAUCACUUCAAACUGAAGAAACUUACUGUUUUGGAAGAGGAAUUUUUGAGGGAAUAUAUUAAGAAUGAAGCCACUAACUGAAGCCCUUGACGUCUUUCAAAAUGAGGAAAAAAUGUCAGCUGGGUGUGUCCUCCCCGUUCUCACGAUUUUGAAGGAAAAAAUUGCCGAAUUCAAAGAAGAUAGAAACAUCAUCCACUGCACACCGCUUGUGAACUGUCUUUCAGAUGGAAUAGAGAAAAGGUUUCAAUCGUUCUUCCUAAACAGCGAUCUCCGUCUCGCAUCUAUAAGUGAUCCCCGCUUUAAAUUAUCAUGGUUAACCAAGGAACAGAAACCUGAAUACGUUAAACUUCUCGAAAAAGAAGUAAAGAGAUGCGUCAGCAAUUUGGCAAAUGAAAGCAUCGAGGGUGAAGACACCGCCACAGUUAGUUUAAGUGAAACUGCUUCACCACCAAGGAAAAAUUCCCGGUUCUUGGACGGGUUGAAAUGGAAGGCCUCUGCGGAACUGGGCGAAGUGGAUCGCUACGUCAAUGACGGCUACGGUAUUCUUGAGGAUCUCAAUCGCUACCAAACAAUCAAGCAAAUAUUCAUACAGUACAUUAGCGCAUUGCCAUCUUCUGCUGCCUGUGAGCGCCUGUUUAGGGUUGCUGGCCUGAUUUUUGUACCGAAGCGUACAAAUUUAUCUGAUGCAAAUUUUGAUAGACUGGUUUUCUUAAAACAAAAUGGCACAUGUUCAAGAAACUGGAAGACUAGUCCUUCUAAAACUAAGUAAAAUUAUUACUAAGUUAAAGUAAAUAAGAAUUCAAUUCUGAAAAAAAGCCUUAACUGAAACUCAAAAAUGUA
This is a messenger RNA of Daphnia magna, 2273 nucleotides long. RefSeq lists its product as uncharacterized. The record is from RefSeq and is a predicted model, not a curated record. Bases 1498 to 2202 code for a protein of 234 amino acids. The transcript is spliced from 5 exons. Lineage: Eukaryota; Metazoa; Arthropoda; Branchiopoda; Diplostraca; Daphniidae.